GCCAAUUGAUUCGAGGUUUGUGUGCCAUGUCGCGGUUUUGCAGGGCUGACUUAGAAGAUAAGAGGGGUUGCCUCUCAUACUCCCGUCAGUGGUCACAGACGUAGACGCUCGCAUCCCUUGCUUUCCCAUCAGCGGCGUGUUGAAUAUUAGAGCUGUCCCCACGAUUUCCGUCCUUCGGAAUUAGCCCAUCUAUCUUCUUGGUUUCCCAUAUUAUACAUACUGCUAGCAUUAAAGUCGAUUUCUGGUCAACAGCAUGAUGAUUGUGUGUCCCGGUGAAGGUCCUUGUCGGUCGGUUUUCCGGACUAUGCUCAGUGCCUUUCUUGUUGCCGUACAUGUGGUCUAUGCCCAAGAAUGCAAUUACGCCGGCGGCUGGUCUCUUCGGUUUCCCAGCUCUUCAUGUCCCCAAGAUGCCCCUUUUGAAUGUGGAAAGGCCGGAGGACUUCAGGUUCGGUGCUGUCCCUCGGGGCUGUCGUGUGCGGGCAACGGCAGCUACGACGGGAACUACUGUUGUCCAGACUCCACUGACUGCUCUUCCUCGGCGUAUAAUCACCCCAAGUGCCCUGAUCCGGCUUGGAGUAUAUGGGUAGCGAACGAUACUGUCAAUGAUAAGCCGGAUACUGGCGCAUGGUGUUGCAAGCCAGAUUACAAAGGCGUAUAUCGAGACAACGGUACUGCCAACUAUUUCUGCACGGCAACAACCAUCUCUACACUCCAGCCUAGCUACUACUGGGCUCAUAUUCUCACUACGACGACAUCCUGUUCCUUGACUGCAGCGCCCACCGCCUUGUCUACAGCAAUGUCUACAGCUUUGUCUUCGGCUACAUCCCACGUAACUUUGGCUGGGACUGCAACAGGCGUAGCAUCCAGCACAGGCACUCGGUCUGAGUCAACGGGCAUGUCAAGCCCAGACGGCCAGGAAACUGCCGGAAUUCCACUUGGAGUCAAAGUUGGAGCAGCGGUCGGCUGUGUGGCCGGCGCCGCACUGAUCGUCGCAGUAAUCCUCUUCAUUAGAAAGAGGAAGCAAAAGACAAUAGUAGGAGUUACACCGUCUGGAGUUACGGAAGAGGGACGUGGAAAGUCUGCGGCCAAGUACUUUUACAAGGGCACGAGACGUCCUAGUGAAUUGGAAACAAUUGAGCGGACCGUUGAGCUCGAUGGCGUAAAACCGACCUAUGAGCUUGACGCGACGAGAAAAGAAGAUCGUCAUGACGUUGUGUCGCCGAUGAGCAUGCGACCAGGCAACUAGGAGUCUCCAUGAAUAAAGUCAAAGUGACGGAUAGCGAUAUGCAUAUAUAGCGUUGAGUCAAGUUGGUUGGAUAUGAUAUCCAUAGGUAUUGUCUAUCGUCGUUCCGCACAGUUGGAUACAUGCAUUGCUGUCUCUUGGUGGAAGGGUGCCGAGAGCUCAGCCACGAAUAAGCAACCGACCGGACGGACUAAGAAGAAUUAAUCUCCACAGGUGCAAUGCCGCCCG
This is a messenger RNA of Colletotrichum godetiae, 1471 nucleotides long. RefSeq lists its product as uncharacterized. The transcript is spliced from 3 exons. The record is from RefSeq and is a predicted model, not a curated record. Lineage: Eukaryota; Fungi; Ascomycota; Sordariomycetes; Glomerellales; Glomerellaceae. The coding region runs from base 254 to 1246 and encodes 330 amino acids.